AUGCUGUUCUUCAAAGCAUCUUCAUUGACGAUCCUUGCUGUAUUCUCAUCCCUCACAUCCGCCACCCGCUUCUGUCAAUGCGAGAACCCCUCCUACGACCGCAAAUUCCCCGGUAUUCAAGAAGUCUGCAGCGGCAUGGGUCCAGACUGGUGCGCCACAAAUUGCAACUUCUGGGUACACAACUGCGAUUACUGUCAAUUCAAGCCCGCCGGAUCCGGUAGCGACGCUGACUUCGCAAAGCUCAAGUCCUGGUGCGGAAAUCAGCAGGGUUAUGACUCCGGGAAUCAGGACUAUUAUAAGGGCACCGACGUUUUUUGCUACUCAUACAGGAACCGCGUGGAGCAAGGUGGGUAUACUGGAUGUAGACAUGAGAAUAACGGGGACUGGCCUCUUCCACCGGAUCAGGUCCGCGAUGCUGGGGUUUUGUUCAGGUAUCCGUUUGACGGGGUGUAUGUCAGGUAUAUGUGUGACAAGCUGUUGAAGAAAGACGCGCCGCUACUAGUGCAAGGGUUUAUUAAGGAUCAUGGUGACUGUCAAUGGGUGAAGAACGAGACUACGUCGCACAUCCUCGAGUGCCCCUACAGACGUGGGUUCGGCAACCGGAAAGCCCUUCGGCAUGAUUUCGAAGGCGCCUGUCGUUAUUACGGUGGACAAUACUAUGAUAUUGGGAAGGGUGCUGCACUUGACGCAGUGCAGUAUACUGUGGAUGACAUUGACGGUCAACAACCACUCCAAAGUUCGCAUCUACUUUCCCCUGACCAGGAGAGUGAAAAUGCCGAGCCUCUGGACACUCUUGGCGAUGAUCCUCCUCCACAUGGACCCGGAGAUAUCGACAAGCCUGAUGACCCCAAUAAACAUAAAGGCGAUACGGUGAUCCGCGCAGGGGGCCACGCUGUCAUCACUGAGGAAAAGAAAGUGGUGUAUGAGGAUGGUGAAAUGAGGAUUACAUUCAUUGAUUGA
Molecule: messenger RNA, 960 nt
Organism: Bacidia gigantensis
Lineage: Eukaryota; Fungi; Ascomycota; Lecanoromycetes; Lecanorales; Ramalinaceae
Exons: 1
Coding region: 1-960 (319 amino acids)
Source: RefSeq, a predicted model, not a curated record